Molecule: messenger RNA, 3665 nt
Organism: Arachis duranensis
Lineage: Eukaryota; Viridiplantae; Streptophyta; Magnoliopsida; Fabales; Fabaceae
Product: DExH-box ATP-dependent RNA helicase DExH8
Exons: 14
Coding region: 471-3530 (1019 amino acids)
Biological process (GO): maturation of SSU-rRNA from tricistronic rRNA transcript (SSU-rRNA, 5.8S rRNA, LSU-rRNA)
Cellular component (GO): nucleolus; intracellular anatomical structure
Molecular function (GO): RNA binding; metal ion binding; ATP binding
Source: RefSeq, a predicted model, not a curated record
CAUCUUUACCAACUAACUUCCCACCUAAGUAUCCUAGAAAACCAAGGUGCAUAUUAGUCUGCACCAUCCCCCACUCCCAAUUCCCAACACCAUCACCAUCACCAGCAUCAUCGUCACCUUUGGCUAAAACAAAGUCACAGUCAACAUCAUCAAUCCCCAAAUCUCGUUGACUCACAGUCAACUACACACUCCACUACCAUGCUCCGCAUGCACUCGCCCGCAUCCUAUCACUCCCUCCCCUAUAAAAACCUCGCGCCUUUCGGCCUGUGCCAAUGUGGGUAACCACUGACCUGACCAGUGACGCGCACUGAUAAUCGUCUUCUCCUCAGAAAGAAGAGAGAGAAUCAGAGAAAUGAGACGAAACGAGACGUUUCGCUGUGAGAGAGAAUCGGAGUAAGUGUUUCGGAACGUUUCGUCGAGAUUGAGUGUGUGUGAAGUGUGUGUGUGACGAAGGUUUCUAAACUCCGAGAAUGGCGUCAUCCUCUUCUUCCAACAAUGCUUCGUACACUUUGCCGUUAUCACAGUCAAGUUUCUCGUCGCUUCCAGUGAUGGCUAUGAAGAAGAAGAUCGUCGAGAAGAUCAUGGAGAAUCGCGUUACGCUCAUCGUCGGCGAGGCCGGUUGCGGGAAAAGUUCACAAAUUCCACAGUUUCUUCUGGACGAAGGCAUGUCGCCUGUUUUGUGCACACAGCCCAGGAGAUUUGCUGUUGUUGCCGUUGCCAAAAUGGUUGCAAAAGCUCGAAAUUGUGAAGUGGGAGAGGAAGUUGGGUAUCACAUUGGGCACUCAAAACACUUAUCAGCCGGGUCAAAGAUUGUUUUUAAAACUGCUGGAGUUUUGUUGGAUGAAUUGCGAGAUAAGGGCUCUGCUGCUCUUAAGUACAAAGCUAUCAUUCUUGAUGAAGUUCAUGAAAGAUCUGUGGAGUCUGAUCUUGUCCUUGUUUGUGUGAAGCAGUUCUUGUUGAAGAGCAAUGACCUGAGGGUGGUUUUGAUGUCUGCAACUGCUGAUAUUUCAAGAUACAGGGAUUACUUUAAGGAUCUUGGAAGAGGUGAACGGGUUGAAGUGCUUGCGAUUCCUAGCUCUAAUCAGAAAAUUGUUUUCCAGCGACAUGUUUCAUAUCUUGAGCAGGUAGCUGAAUCUAUCGGAAUAAGUUCUGAAGUAAUGAAUUCAAAGUAUUCUCCCGGAGUAGAUCCUUUCACAGCCAAUGCUUACAUCAAGCCUGAGUUUCAGGCUGAUUUUCACCAGCUUAUUCAUAACCUGGUGUUGCAUAUCCAUGAGAAUGAACCAGAUAUUGAGAAAAGCAUUCUGGUUUUCCUUCCAACAUAUUAUUCACUUGAGCAGCAAUGGCGACUUCUAAAGCCACUUGAAUCAACUUUUAAAGUUCAUAUUUUGCAUCGCAGCAUUGAUACCGAGCAAGCUCUCAUGGCUAUGAAGAUUUGGAAGUCGCAUCGAAAAGUAAUAUUGGCUACUAAUAUUGCUGAAUCAUCUGUGACAAUACCCAAAGUGGCUUUUGUAAUUGAUUCUUGCCGAUCGUUGCAAGUCUAUUGGGAUAAGUCCAGAAGAAAGGAAUCCUCAAAGCUUGUUUGGGUCUCCAAAUCACAGGCCGAGCAGCGUAGGGGAAGAACUGGCCGAACUUGUGAUGGUCACGUUUAUAGGUUGGUCACUGGUUCAUUUUUCAACAAACUUGAGGAUCAUGAGAGUCCGUCUAUUCUGAAGUUAUCCUUGAGGCUUCAAGUUCUUUCACUGUGCUGUGCUGGAUCUAAGGCUAUCAAUGAUCCAAAAGUUUUGCUGCAAAAAUCUCUGGAUGCACCAGAUCCACAAGUUGUUGAAGAUGCAUUGAACAUGCUUGUUCAGAUGCGUGCACUGGAAAAGACUCCAAGGGGCCGUUAUGAACCCACAUUUUAUGGACAAUUGAUAGCCAGUUGUCCUUUGUCAUUUGAUGCUUCUGUUCUAGUUCUGAAAUUCGGGAAUGCUGGUAUGAUACGUGAGGGCAUAUUGCUGGGUAUAAUGAUGGAUACACAGCCUUUACCCAUUCUUCAUCCAUUUGGAGAGGAAAUAUUGUUUGCAAAGUAUAUUGCUAGCUACUUUACUGACCGAACAAUCUUAGCCGGUCGAAAGGAGAUGGAAUUCAUGGCUAACUUCUGUGCAUUUGAAUUUUGGCAGCAUCUGUUCAGGGAUGAGUAUCGGCUUAACCAUUUGAAGCAGGUUCUAGAGAUUGAGAAUGUGUAUCCUGCCGAAGCACUGAUGCCUAAGCUUGAGGAAGAUUGGUGUUCUCUCCAUAAUCUCUCCCAGUCAUCUCUGCAUCAGACCUUAGAAAUUUAUGAUGAUUUGUUAAGUUCAGUACACCGGUUGCGGCCAAAAUUUUUGAGCUCUUUUAGGGGUUUGCCGCCCUAUUUUGAUCCUUAUGAAUAUGAACACACAUGCUUAGUAACAUUCCAGGCAGAUGGGGACAUAGAUGGAGUUUCUGCAUAUGAGGAAGGCCUUAAAGCAACAGGUGAAACAAAAUGUGCUUCUGUGCCAUAUGUCACUUCAGAAGAAUUUCACAGUUAUGAUGUGGCAAAAAUGUUCGCUAAAAUUAUAAAAGAGAUAAGGGCUCAAUUCUCGGAGGAUACUUCGAGUCGAGAACCUGGAAGUGCAGAUAUAAAUAAUAUAAAUUUAAAUGGGGGCCCUUCUACUUGCGCAUAUUUCUUACAGGGAUACUGCAAUAGAGGUAGUGAAUGUUUAUAUUCUCACUCACUUCAAGCUAAGAGACCACAAUGCAAAUUCUUCUUUUCGUUGCAGGGAUGCCGAAGAGGAGAGUCUUGUUCAUAUUCACAUGAUUCAGGUCCUUCGGCACUGUCAUUCAGGCGAGAUGUCUGCGAGCCCGAAGAUAAUAAUAUGGCUGCUGCAUCUCUCCUGAGAUUUUUCCCCCAAGCUACCAACAGAUCAAUUCUUGUAUUGGAUGACACUGAUUUGCAUUUUGCCACAUCUCUUGGUCGCCACUAUCAUCCAUCCAAGAUAAUUGCAACUACAUGUUUGUCAGAAACAACGAUAUUGGAACAAUCACUGAAAGGGGUCAAAAUUUUAUGGGGUCUAUAUCACCCAUACCAGACAAUCAUUGCUAAAGCAGGGAAGAACCCUGUUCCUUGGAAUGAAGUUCAGUGUGUACUGUGGUUUCCUUGCUUUGAUAGCUUUGGCGAGGAUUCGGAUGGACAAAAGCAGCUCUUGCAGAACUUCUUUGAGUAUCUUGCCAUUCGAAUUUUGGCUGAUAAUUUGUCCGAUGUGAAAGUUAUCAUAACCAUUAAUAAUAUCAGAUUUUCCCAACUUAAGGCUGAAAAAUUGGGAAGGGAGUGUUUCUUUGUGCUUACAGAUUCGUUUGCCUAUGACGAAACAAGCUUUGGGGCAAUAUUAUAUGACAGACUUCCCCCUAAGACGCCAACGUUGGUUUCGAGACCUACCUCCUAUGUAUUUGAACUGCAUCCUCCGAGUAAGCUACUAUUCGGUGAUUAUGCUGCUAAUAUUAGAAAGAAUCUGUACGUAAUUCAGGAAAAAUAGUUUAGAUCACUUUUUAAGACUUGGAAGCUAGAACUACGAUUGUAAAUAUUAGAUAUCUAGUUUCUGUUUUCAGCAUCAAAUUAAUAUCUGUGUAGUGUAUAUUUAUUUAUAGUCACAAUAUGCUUUUUGAUAUCA